AUGCUCACAGAUAUCCCCCUCAUCCCGUUCUUUCUCGCAGCUGGCCUCGGACUCCAAGGCCUUCGCACACGCUCGCUCUCCCCCUCGGGCGCGCUCGCCGCCUUCGUUGUGGGCUUCACCAUGAUGGCGGUUCCUCUACGCGUGUUCGGUGUCUCGCUGAUCGUAUUUUAUCUAGUCGGCUCGCGCGCAACAAAGAUCGGGAAGCAGCUGAAGGCGACGCUCGAAGACGGGCACCAGGAAGCGGGGUACAGGUCCGCAGCGCAGGUGCUAUGCAACUCGCUUUCUGCACUUGUCGCGAGUAUCCUCUGGAGCGCGUUCUUUGUGCCCAAUUCACUUGCAUCAUCUGUUCUGGCGGGUGCGUUUGAACCUCAGAAGUCGUACGAUUUCGCACAGUGGUGUCCAUUGACACCUCCUGAGAGUGCUGCAUGGAGCCGCCCGCUGCUCUUCGUAACUCUGGGCCAUUUCGCGUGCUGCCUGGGUGACACUCUCGCCUCCGAGCUUGGCAUCCUGUCCCGCUCGCCCCCAAUACUCAUCACGACGUUAAAGCCCGUGCCACCAGGGACGAACGGCGGGAUGUCUGUGACAGGCACGCUCGCAUCUCUCGGUGGUGGACUUAUAAUGGGAUUGACCGUCGCCGUCUCUCUGCUCGUGGAAAGCAGCGCGUGCAGGGUCCAAUGGGUAGACGUUCUGCUGCCCCUACUGGCGUGGGGGACUGCGGCAGGUGGAAUGGGAUCACUGCUGGACUCGCUCAUGGGUGCCACUAUCCAACGCACGCGGUAUUCUGCCGCAACGAAGCGUAUCCUGACAGACGAGUCGCCCGCGCCAGCGGUAGAUGCGGAGAUCAAGGUCGUGAGUGGGUUUGAUAUCCUCAGCAACAACCAGGUGAAUUUGUUGUCCUCUAUCGUCACCGCAGUCACGCUUGGUGUUCUCACCAAAACUUGA
Messenger RNA from Sparassis crispa, 942 nucleotides. RefSeq lists its product as hypothetical. The record is from RefSeq and is a predicted model, not a curated record. The coding region runs from base 1 to 942 and encodes 313 amino acids. The transcript has 3 exons. NCBI's taxonomy places the organism in Eukaryota, Fungi, Basidiomycota, Agaricomycetes, Polyporales, Sparassidaceae. Gene Ontology annotation, cellular component: membrane.